AUGCUCCGGCCUGUGCGGCCAUCAGAGCCUGGCGAGCCGAAAUGCACCUUCUCGGAAUGGCCGAGAACAACACCAAAGCCGAAUACGCCGCAACAGCAACAGCAGCACUUGCGGCACACACUCCAGAGCACGGGUACAAGAGGCACUGUGGUCGACAGACCCAAGCUCCUGGGAACCCGGCUCCAAUGCACACGCGCCCACACAGGGCCAGCAGCGGACGAGACGAAACGUCUCAACACUGCCAAGCAUCUUCUCAUCGAGGCGGCUUCACUACCUGUGCCCGAUGAGGAGAAGCUGGUCUUCGCAAAGGCCACAGGCAUGGCGGUUGCACGCAGCUGCGGUUGGUCCCGGCUCCCGAACCUCGAGGAGCUCCGCGGCCUCCAAGCGGCAAUCUGCCGAUGCACCGGAAGGAAGGGGCCUCUUUGCAGACUCUUGGAAGGUCACGCCUCGUGCACCGCCUUCAGUGUGGGUUACCAGCAGACCCUUUGCCUUCUCGCUACGCUCACGCCCGAGGUCCGUCGAUGCUGGCAGGACAUGAGGCAGAACCAGGGCCCCAUCCAACUGGCUCGCCGUUGGUUGGCACGACAAGGAUGGGACACUACUACGCCGUGGUUGUGGGUCCACAGCUCCACCAACCUUCAGCUAGAUGCCCGUGACGGGCCACAGCGCCCCACUGUGGGUUACCGCACUACACGUGCUCCAGGCAACAAAGCCGCCAUAGCCCACCGCUUACGCCAGGGGUGGCGCGCCCACCAAUGGCACAACUUCUGCCAGUCUGGCACCCGUGCAGCCGCCGCGCUUGGGCACAUGGCGUGGACAGAUGUGGCGGCCCGAGCUAAAGCAGCAGCUGCGCAAUGGCGCCAGCAGGCGCCCCUACUCCGACCACACGUGAUAGCCAUCACAGUCGACCACUGGGCCGCAGCCGUGCAGAAAGCCCGUGUCAGGCUACUGCACUACAACUUCUUCUUCUUCUUGGAGAGCGUCUUCGUGAAGCGGCCCCAGGAGCCCUUGAAGAUGAGCCGGGCCUCCCGGAGGAUCGAGCGCGGCGUGGGUUUCAAAUCGAUCGGCUGGUCAAGCUGUGGCAUUCGCUUCGCCGAGGCUUUGAGGCAGUUCUGCUCUCUGUACCGUGGGUGCCCCUGGAAGUCCGCAUCCUCCAAGGCCACAAGGGUCUCCCAGGGCGUCUUCCAGGGCUCGCCGCCGGGCCCAAGAUCAGAUCAGUUCCGGAGCUGCUCCGACCUGGUGCGGGCAAGUGUUCCGGAAAGGUUUGCGCAGCACACGGAGCAGGAUGAUGAGGUGCUGGAUUCACGCAGAGCCUCUUGCGAGAAGGAAGAGCCCAUUGGCGAGGCGAGCGAGGAGAUAGAGCCUCACGCCAUUCGGCACUCAGGUGCUCAGGCUUCACGGUCUUCCUGUCGACAGGUGAUCAGCUCGUGGCCAGCAAGGCCUUUUCCUUGGAGGCGGUCAACUGUGACGAAGCCAGCAGCCCCUUCUCCGUUUUCUGAUCGAGAGCGCGAACCCGUGGUGAAGGGCGAGGACGAUUCGUCUGCGACCGAUGUGACGGACACGGCCUUGGUUGACGUGGUGGGCGGCUUGCUCAAGCGUGCGGGGGAGGUGAAGAGCUCGACGUCAAAACAUCGGCCAAGGCUGAAGGACUCCGGCAGCGAGGUUUCCGGCGCCUCUUCCGCGCCCCGCGGCGCCUCCAUCGGAGUCACCCAGCGGCCGCGCAGCCCAAGCGGCCGGUGCCCUGAGCCUGUGGAGGUCACGAUGUGUCACUUGACGCCGAGUGCAAAGGCCGCAAGCAGCGCUUGCUUGCCAGCGAGCGAUGUUGCGGCGGAGAAGGUCGAAGGCUCCGAAGAAGCAGAGGCGAGCGAAGAUUUGGCCAAGGAGCUCUUGGCCGAGCUCAAGAGUUUCGAAGCGGAGGAGUCGCUCCCAUUAGAGGAGAGACUUGACUCCGCGAGCGAAGAGAAAGUCAGCGAAGACAAAGUCAUCGAUGACGAGGCCGCAAGGUUCAAGGUGCUGUGGCAAGCGCUGAAGAUCUCUGCCCUGUCCCAGGAGAAGCCAAGCGAGAGCGACCAGAGCGCGGAGCCAGGCGACCUGCCGGAAGACGACGUGCAUCCGGAAGUGCAAGCCUUGCGCUUGCGGGUCCAGGUGGCGCGGGCGGCCCAAGAGCCCCUGAAGCGACGGGCCAACGAGCUGCAGCGAUGCUUCCACCACCAGCGCGCGCUCCUGGAGGCUGCGCGGCAAGGCUCCGAGCGCGCCAAGCAGGUGGCGGACCGGGUGCGCCAGGCCCAAGUCCUGGCGGAGAUCCGGGUCUCCUACAGCCAGGCCUGGCAAAUGCACGCGCACGCCAUCGCAGAGAACCUGGACCUCAAGGAGAAGCUCCGAGCCUCGAGGGAGCGCAGCGCGCGCUUGGCGGAGGAGAUCGCGGAGCUGCAGGAGAAGAGCGGCCUGUCGCCCAAAGGACCGGGGCUCGUGGACAUCGUGAGCCUCGCGGAGUCGGAGAUUUGCCACCUGGAGACAGGUCGGGGAGAGAAGCUUGACAUGCGAUCGCAGAUCUACGAGAAAGGGGCGCUGCCCAAAUCCUGGGACAACUUGUACCACUCGGUACAGGGCGAAGGGGAGGUCUCGGAGCAACCGGAGCCCGAGCCCCUCAAGUCCCCGCAGGUCUUGCCGGCGCCGGCGGAACUCGUGCCACAGCAGUGGCUUCCGCUCAGCGGCGAGGAGGAGGUCCCGGACUCUCAGCAGGAGCAAGAGGCGAUUCCCACACUCCGGGGGAGGAGUCAAGCUGCCAAGCAGAUGAGGGAAAGCCCCAGUGGCAGAUGCUGGAAGGUUUGCGCCUGA
Effrenium voratum is the source of this 2838-nucleotide messenger RNA. The record is from the annotation of a GenBank genome assembly. NCBI's taxonomy places the organism in Eukaryota, Dinophyceae, Suessiales, Symbiodiniaceae.